This is a messenger RNA of Prunus armeniaca (apricot), 786 nucleotides long. The record is from the annotation of a GenBank genome assembly. Lineage: Eukaryota; Viridiplantae; Streptophyta; Magnoliopsida; Rosales; Rosaceae.
AUGUACUAUUUUAAGGAUUCUUCCCUCCCAGCGCUCUUCUGUAAAACGAUGGAUAAGUUCCAGAGGGUGGAGAAGCCCAAGACCGAGGCUGCGCCUAUAAACGAGAAUGAGAUUCGCAUAACCGCUCAAGGCAGAAUGAGGAACUAUAUUACUUACGCCACCACUCUCCUUCAGGAGAAAGGGUCUGAUGAAAUUAUUCUCAAGGCAAUGGGCAGAGCUAUCAAUAAAACUGUGAUGAUUGCUGAACUAAUAAAGAGAAGGAUUGUUGGUCUCCAUCAGAAUACUUCUAUUGGAUCAACUGAUAUUACUGACGUGUAUGAGCCCCUGGAAGAAGGCCUGGAUCGAGAGUACUCGGCAUGUUUCAAUGAUCACUAUUACUUUGUCGAAGACGGAGCUUCAUACAUCCUCUACAGGAGGGUUCGCCUAGAUUCCGAGGUAGGAGUCGUGGUGGCCGAGGACGAGCUAGGGAUAGAGUGGCUUAAGUUGCUCAUGGGGUUUUUCUUUGGUUCAUGGUACUGUGAGUGCAGGAAACUACAAUGGAGUUGGGGAUAUAAUGGAGAUGGUUGGGAUGGUGGGCGUGGUUAUGGUGGCAGAGGUAGAGGCCGUGGAAGAGGUGGUUCUUUUAGGGGACGAGGAAGAGGUUAUGGUCAGUCGGGUGGAUACUAUGACUAUGUUGAAGGUGCACCUGCCCAAGGUCGCGGUCUCGCAGGGCGCGGUCGAGGCAGAGGAAGAGGCCGUGGUCGCGGUCGUAAUACCAGAUUGGAAGGACAAGCACCCGCUGCUUGA